This is a messenger RNA of Exophiala xenobiotica, 980 nucleotides long. RefSeq lists its product as uncharacterized. Bases 141 to 914 code for a protein of 257 amino acids. Gene Ontology annotation, biological process: DNA repair; regulation of cyclin-dependent protein serine/threonine kinase activity; regulation of transcription by RNA polymerase II. Gene Ontology annotation, cellular component: transcription factor TFIIH holo complex. Lineage: Eukaryota; Fungi; Ascomycota; Eurotiomycetes; Chaetothyriales; Herpotrichiellaceae. The record is from RefSeq and is a predicted model, not a curated record. The transcript is spliced from 3 exons.
AUUCACCUCAAUUGCAUGCUUCGCAUCUGCGAGGUUGCUAUGACGCAGACAGGAUUUACAGUGUACGAUUCGGCGGCUGAAACGUAGCCAUUUGCUGCAGCACAUCAGACUCUUUUCCCUCUUGAUGACGGACGGCCAUCAUGGAUGACGAAGACUCCGUCGGAGCAAACAAAUGCCCCGUUUGUGGCAGUGAUCCACGUACACACCCGGGACUUCGUUUCAAAAUCAACACCAAAUGCUAUCAUCGGAUAUGUGAAGGUUGUGUAGACCGAAAUUUCUCUAGCGGCAAAGCAGAGUGUCCAGUUGCAGGGUGCCACGUCAAUCUUUGGAAGCGAGAAUGGCGAACACAGACUUUCGAAGAUCUCAAAAUCGAGCGUGAGGUCGAAAUUCGGAAAAGAGUGGGCAAGACACUCGACCGUCGGGAAGAGGAAUUCGAAACGAAACGAGACUACGAUGAUUAUCUUGAAUUGAAAGAAGAGCUCAUCAUGAACUUGGUCUUCAACACAGAUGUUCAAGCCACGAGACGCAAGCUGAGAGACUAUGCAGUGGCAAAUGGUAUCAAGACCGAUACAAACGACUCCACCAGCGAACCGACCGCAAAGCCGGUCAAGUGGAAAGAGGUGGCUGCAGAUGCCGCAGACCCAAGCGGUCUCAUCAAAGGCUUGAAGAAGAUUGUCGUUCCGAAGGCCAAAGCACCCUACGACCCCUUCAUGGGGAUGGCACGGACGAGAGACUAUUACGAAGUCAAAGAGAGCUAUGUUGCUCGUGCUAGGGGCAAACCAGCAGAUGCUAUGUCUGCGGCAGGUUAUGACUUUCAUCAGUAUGUGGAUGAGUGUCUUCUACGGGCCUUUGCUGGUUUUGGCGUAUUCAUAGAGGACGAGAUGGGUGCGAAAGGCGCCCCAGUAUCAGUGUAACAUUGGAUUUUCCGCAGCUGCAGGGUUCUAAGGCCAAUUCGGCUAUACAGAGUUGCCGUACUUUAU